Messenger RNA from Nicotiana tabacum (common tobacco), 909 nucleotides. The record is from RefSeq and is a predicted model, not a curated record. Lineage: Eukaryota; Viridiplantae; Streptophyta; Magnoliopsida; Solanales; Solanaceae.
AUGCCUCCUUUACUAUCUGCACAUAACUUUUAUGUAUCUCCUUCAGAAAUAGUGUACGCACUAGAGAAGCUCGGCAACAAAGUACAAUGGCCAACGAAGAUGAAGUCUGACCCCGCCACCAGAAAGUCGAACGUCCUGUGCGAAUUCCACCAGGAACGCAAGCACAGAACCGAGGACUGCAUAGGCCUUCAUCAAGAAGUGGUCCGGAUGCUGAACCAGGGAUUCUUGAAAGAACUACUAAGUGACAAAGGGAAACUCAAUUUUGCACGAGGACGGGAACAGCCUCAGGGCCCGCCAAGUCCGCCCUCGCCAACCCCCACCAUCAACAUGAUCAUUGGGGACGGUAACGACUCAGCAAUCAACCAUGUCAAAUUCACCACCACACACAAAUUAAAGCAAACUAUCGCCCACGAACGGUAUGACGACUUCGAAGAUAGUAUCACCUUCGAUAAGUCAAAUACCAACGGUUUGUCUUUUCCCCAUUAUGAUGCUUUGGUUAUUACUUUACGCAUAGCUGAUACUGAUGUCAAGAGAAUCAUGAUCGACGACGGUAGUGGCGCGUUUGAAAGAACCUCUAGAGAAAUAACACUGCCCGUCCUGGCAGAAGGAGUUAUCAUGGAAACCACGUUCCAUGUGAUGAACCAAGAAACAACGUACAACGCUAUCAUCGGGAGGCCGUUGAUACAUGCCAUGAGAGCAGUCCCCUCUAGUUUCUACCAAGUGAUCAAAUUCCCUACGCCGCGGGAGUGUUCAGCAUCAGGGGAAAACCACGCACCGCCAAGAAUGUUACAAAAUAGCCCAAGAUCAUACGUACACCAGGAAACUCGAAGGAGAAAGUGUGAAAGCAUAGCAAUCAGCCCUGUCGAGGACCAAGGUCCACCCGACAGAGGACGCAAUCAAAGAGCCUGA